AUGAAAAAGUUGGUAGCAUCGUUGAGGCGGCAGAAGCCCAAGCAAGAGAAGAUCGCCGAGAAGACAUGCGCGAACUUCGAGCCCAGUGUGAAUCUUGCUAGUUCAAUCUUAAAGCCGCAGGAUCCUGAUAUCCCAGCAUGGUGCAUGGAGGAUGAUGUAGCUUCCUCUAGGCAUGCCAAUACAAGCGAUCAUGUCUCGUGCGCAAUAUGCCACCAGGCGUGGUUUGACAGGCAGCCUUCAUGCCCUGUCUGCAGAACAAAUUUUCCCAGGACGCAAGAUACGAACGUCCACUCUAGUGUUUGGCUGGGUUCGAUGGCGGUGGUGAAGAAUGAUGAGCAAGUGACGGCAGUCCACAAGUUCGAGCAACUGAUGGAUCCGAACAACAUCGCGAGGGCCAUUGUUCCUCGCCCGAUCAAUAACUUCAUGGAUCGUCUCCCCACAGAAGAAAGGUUCGCAGCGGAAGGGCUCACAACGCUGCUGGAUCCAGCCAAGUUACUCGUACACGAGGUGGUUCCCUGA
Molecule: messenger RNA, 519 nt
Organism: Guillardia theta CCMP2712
Lineage: Eukaryota; Cryptophyceae; Pyrenomonadales; Geminigeraceae
Exons: 7
Coding region: 1-519 (172 amino acids)
Source: RefSeq, a predicted model, not a curated record